Molecule: messenger RNA, 291 nt
Organism: Gryllus bimaculatus (two-spotted cricket)
Lineage: Eukaryota; Metazoa; Arthropoda; Insecta; Orthoptera; Gryllidae
Source: the annotation of a GenBank genome assembly
UGAUAAUGGCCCCAGGAAUACAGUGCAAUUGGCACGGCCGCAACGCCUAGUAUAAAUAACAUCGCGUGAGACUGCUCGUCUUUGUGCAUGCAAGAGGUUCAAGAAUUACUGACUUUCAGGGAGGUUUCAAGAAAGACUGACUUUUACGCUUUUGGGAUAAUUUCGUGUGGAGGGGCAGAGACGGGGAAACUGCUGGGAGGUUUUAGCCCAUUCGCGGAAUAUGGUGCCAAUUACAGACAGGCAGAGAUGGAGGACGGAACAGAUCUUUGGAAGGCGGGUUUUAGUUCUUGA